GCACGAGUUACUUCCCUUGCGGGCAAAUGUCAAAAUCGACAAAAUUAUAAUGAGAGUGCCUGCAGAUAAUUGGCAGCGAUAAAGUUGUGUAAUCGACACAGUAAUUGACACUACUGUAUAAUUGAUCAGCGACUGAGUAUUGGUGACGAUGCCAGUUGACAACGUCAACAAGAGUAAGAGUAAAGGACCGGGACAUACGGUACGACAGCAUAGCACGGGUAUGGCGGGACGUUAUGAUUCUGACACUGACAAUCCGCUUCCAGCUGCUUUCAGGUCAAGACUUCAUCAUUUGUUUGCACAGAUAGAAAAAGAAUUUGAGACAGUGUAUGCAGAGAAUCUUUUAUUACAAGAUAAAGUUGAAGGACUGCAGGAGAGAUUGGAUGCAUAUAUUGCUGGAGACAAAACUGGCGUCGAGACCCUGGAUACACCUGAUGGAGGAGUGAAGGCAAAAAGAUCUGCGAGUCACAUUUCACAGAAAAUCAAGAAGUCCUACAUAGCGUCCACCAGUAAACUUGUGUCCAGUUUCCGACAGGCCACUCCGGCAUACUCUGUGGUAAAAGAUUUCCGAGGCCAUAAAGAUGGAGUGUGGGAAGUGAAUGUAUCCAAGUUGGACCAUAACAUAAUUGGUACAGCAUCAGCAGAUCACACAGCCAGAAUUUGGAAUUUGGAAACUGGUCAAUGUCUCCUACAAUAUGCCGGCCAUCAAGGUUCUGUGAAUGCUAUUCGGUUCAACCCGGUAAAAGAUCUGGUUGUAACAACUUCUGGUGAGGGGUUGGCUCACAUCUGGUCUCCUCAGGUGAAUCUACCACCACAUGAAAUCAUUAGAUCCCAUUCAUCAGGAGAGGAUGACCUUGACAUGUCAGAGAAAGAGGACAUGGCUGAUGAUUUUCCGGAACAGACAGUUAAUAACACACUUCGAACUCCGUCAAAAGAGCUGAUUGGUCAUCACAGUGUGGUGAUUGCAGCUGAUUGGCUGAAUACUGGAGAUCAGGUGAUCACAGCAUCAUGGGAUAGAACGGCCAUCUUGUUUGAUGCAGAAACUGGAGAAAAUAUUUCCACACUCACAGGUCAUGAUCAAGAACUAACAGAAGUUCGAGCCCACCCUGCACAGAGUCUUGUUGUGACAUCAUCCAAGGACACGACCUUCAGAUUGUGGGAUUUCCGUGACCCAAAUAUGCCAGUCACUGUGUUCCAAGGUCAUACUCAGCCAGUGACAACGGCAGUGUUUGCAGGUCAGGAGAAGGUUGUCUCUGGUAGUGAUGAUAGAACAGUUAAAGUAUGGGACCUGAAGAACAUGAGGUCACCAAUAGCAACCAUCAGAACAGAUUCCUCUGUAAACAGACUUUGUGUGUCUCAACAAAAUAUAAUAGCCAUACCCCACGACAACAGACAUAUAAGGUUGUUUGACAUCAAUGGAAACAGGAUAGGAAGAUUGCCCCGUAGUAACAGAACUGGUCAUAGUAAGAUGGUUUGUAGCGUUGCAUGGGCUGAGGACAACACAGUCUGUAAUCUAGUCUCCUGUGGAUUUGAUCGCAAAGUGCUUGGUUGGAACAUUAAUCUACAAGUCAAGGAAUAGUUUAUGAUGAAAGAGGACAGGAACAGUGGUGUGUGUGAGGGGAUGGUGGCACUAUUAUGUUAAACAUUUAUUGAAUUCCUGACUGGACUGUGUUAAAUUUUCUUUACUCAAUAUUGUGGACAUAUCUGGUUAACUAUUGCCUGGUGUUGGUGGAGGGCAAUACUUGACUGGUUUCUUUCACAACCGAGGAAAAUAGUUCUUGACUGUUGCCAUAGCUUUUCAGUAGAGAUGCUGUGUUACAUGACACAAAAUGAAAAAUGAUGUACUCAACUGUUUAAUAUUAAGGGAUAUUUAUAGAGCCACAAGGCAAAAUGUGGACAAUUGACUGGCUGCCUGUCUGUUCACCAUGCAUAUAGUUGUAACUAUUGACCAAUAAUAUUAACUCCUGUAAUAACUAUUUUCUAGCUUUAUGGGGAAGCGAAAUGAAAAGGUUUGUGGUAGAGAUUUUUGUAUGGAAAUGUGUUUAUUAUUACAUAGUGAAAUUUUUAAUAGAAUGGCAUCUUUUUAUGGUUUAUACUGCAUACUUUUUGCUUUGGUUGUAUAUUUUUUCUGUAUUUAAUUUUGUGCACAUAGUUUUGUCUGGAUAAUGUCCUGUAAAAGAAUAAAAUUCCACAUCAUGCAGUGUUUGGUCAUGUCAAAUAAAGGUUAUGAUAAAAUGAUGUAACAUCUUGAUGACUGUAAAAGAAAUGUUGUUUGCUGAUAAAAUAUCAUCUGAUAUUUUUAUGGUUUAUCAGAGGAACUUUAUUUAUGUUUGUGAAAUUUAGUGUUGUAAAGAGUUCAAAUCUAAAUUAAACUGAAAAUGUUUCCAUAAGAUAUUGUUUUAGCUUGACUAUUCAAAGAAUAAUGAGAGCUAUUCUACUCACUUGGUAUAGGUGUCACAUCACACCUUGGAUUUGCUUGAAAGUUCAUAUCUCAGUAACCAUUGAAAGUAUCAUAUUGAAAUUUCAUAUAAUAAUACUUGAUCGUCAAACCUACUUACAAAAUCAAGUAAGAUAACUCUUGAUAGAAUUUAAUUUAAAUGAUGGCCCUUUUUCAACUUGGAAAUAUGGCUAAAGUUUUGUGUGUUAGUAAUUGUCAAGCUUUUACAUAUAUUUGGUUGAAACAUCUCAUCAUGCAAAGUUUUUUGAUAGAAUUGCAUCUUU
This is a messenger RNA of Mercenaria mercenaria, 2718 nucleotides long. RefSeq names its product WD repeat-containing protein 37-like. The record is from RefSeq and is a predicted model, not a curated record. Gene Ontology annotation, molecular function: protein binding. The transcript has 12 exons. NCBI's taxonomy places the organism in Eukaryota, Metazoa, Mollusca, Bivalvia, Venerida, Veneridae. Gene Ontology annotation, cellular component: preribosome, large subunit precursor. Bases 149 to 1576 code for a protein of 475 amino acids.